This is a messenger RNA of Helobdella robusta, 459 nucleotides long. RefSeq lists its product as hypothetical. Bases 1 to 459 code for a protein of 152 amino acids. NCBI's taxonomy places the organism in Eukaryota, Metazoa, Annelida, Clitellata, Rhynchobdellida, Glossiphoniidae. The transcript is spliced from 3 exons. The record is from RefSeq and is a predicted model, not a curated record.
AUGAAUUUGACGGCAUCCCACAAGGAUAAAAUCCUGAAGGAAACUGAAGUCAAGAUUAUUCCAUUUACCAACAAAAAACAGGAAAGAAUAAACACCAUUAAGUUUCAACCCAUCACUGAGCUUUUCAUUUCUUUGGCUCAUGACCAACCAUUCCUAACUCUGAGUGAUACAAUAUGGGCUGCAGGUUGGGUCAUCAAAGCCCAUGAUCCUCAGAAUUUCAACAUUUUAACACAUGUUACUACUAGGGAUGCACGGGAUUCAGGUUUUUCAAAUCCGGCCGGGGCCGGAUUUAAAAUUCAAAAACCGGCCGGGGCCGGAGCCGGAUUUACCAUUUUACAUACACGCUUAAAUCCGGCCAUAAAUCCGGCCACCGAUAAAAAAGCCGGAUUUUGGCCGGAGCCGGGGCCGAACUUCGGUGCAUCCCUAGUUACUACACACCAUUACGCACAUAUUGGUUAA